Drosophila obscura is the source of this 1904-nucleotide messenger RNA. Its product is annotated as dihydrolipoyllysine-residue succinyltransferase component of 2-oxoglutarate dehydrogenase complex, mitochondrial. Gene Ontology annotation, molecular function: dihydrolipoyllysine-residue succinyltransferase activity. The transcript has 7 exons. Bases 137 to 1576 code for a protein of 479 amino acids. Gene Ontology annotation, cellular component: oxoglutarate dehydrogenase complex. Gene Ontology annotation, biological process: tricarboxylic acid cycle. The record is from RefSeq and is a predicted model, not a curated record. Lineage: Eukaryota; Metazoa; Arthropoda; Insecta; Diptera; Drosophilidae.
GUUUAUAUAAAUCCACUGGGGCUAUCAACGUUGCUUUUCCAUUAACCGCAGUUUUAGUCAAGAUCUUUUCGAAAAAUUGACAAGUGUCCUCCAAACACACUCUCUUUCCCAGUAGAGACGAAGCGACGUCGCAGCGAUGACGGGUAUAAUUUCCAUAAUAACGAGGCGGCUGCCAAACAGUGUCCAAACCAUUGGCCUGCGCGCCGUGCGGAGUCAUGAACUGAAGCGCUGCCUCCGUCAGUAUUCCCGACUAGUUGCCGUGUCUGUCGCCAAGCAGCAGCAACUCCUGAACCAAGAUGCCAAUCUACGCUGCCAGGAAGCCUCGCGGGUCAUUACAUGGCAGGGCUUCCACACCACCUCGCACCUGUGGCAAGAGCAGUCGGUGAAAGUGCCACCAUUCGCCGACUCAAUCGCCGAGGGAGACAUCAAGUUCACCUGCAAGGUGGGCGACUCUUUUGCGGCGGACGAGGCGGUUAUGGAGAUCGAAACCGACAAGACGACGGUGCCAGUGCCAGCUCCAUUCGCCGGCCAAAUCACCGACAUUCUGGUCAAGGACGGAGACACUGUCAAGCCUGGCCAGGAACUGUUCAAGAUGAAGCCGGGCGCAGCGCCUGCCAAGGCGGCGGGUGCCGCCGCACCAGCUCCAGCUCCUGCUGCACCCAAGCCAGCUCCAGCUGCGGCUGCUCCUAAGCCAGCAGCGGCGGCUCCAGCUGCCAAGGCUCCACCACCACCGCCACCAGCAGCCGCUCGUCCGCCACCACCACCACCAGCGGCUCGUCCCCCACCAGCUGCUCCUCGUGCUGCCGCGCCUCCGCCAGCUGCCCUCGCCCAGGUGAAGCUGCCGCCUGCAGAUGGCACCCGCCAGAUCCUGGGUACCCGUUCCGAGCAGCGCGUCAAGAUGAACCGCAUGCGCCAGAAGAUUGCGGCUCGCUUGAAGGACGCCCAGAACACCACAGCUAUGUUGACCACCUUCAACGAGAUCGACAUGAGCUACGCCAUGAACUUCCGGAAACAGAACCUGGACGCAUUCGUCAAAAAGUAUGGCAUCAAGCUGGGCUUCAUGUCCAUCUUCUCGAAGGCCAGUGCCUAUGCGCUGCAGGAUCAGCCCGUGGUGAACGCUGUCAUCGAUGGCACGGACAUGGUGUACCGCGAUUAUGUGGACAUCUCGGUGGCCGUGGCCACACCGCGUGGAUUGAUGGUGCCCGUCAUCCGGAACGUGGAGAGCAUGAACUAUGCCGACAUUGAGAUUACAUUGGCCGGUUUGGCUGACAAGGCCAAGCGUGACGCCAUCACUGUGGAGGAUAUGGACGGCGGCACCUUCACCAUCAGCAAUGGUGGAGUGUUCGGCUCCCUGAUGGGCACGCCCAUCAUUAAUCCACCUCAAAGUGCUAUUCUCGGCAUGCACGGCAUCUUCGAGCGUCCCAUCGCCGUCAAGGGAGAGGUAAAAAUUCGUCCCAUGAUGUACGUGGCGCUGACCUACGAUCAUCGGAUCAUCGAUGGACGCGAGGCCGUUCUGUUCCUGCGCAAGAUCAAGGCUGCCGUGGAGAACCCAGCGAUCAUCGUCGCCGGCUUGUAGAGUGCAAUGUUGUCAAGUGCGUUCACGCUCAUCCGUUGAUAUUAGUCGUCUCCUCUCAAUAUGAAGCUCCCUUUCGGUUAUUUAUUAUCUUAUUUUCGCCAAGGUCACAAAACGAUUUAAAUUGCAUUCGGUAUGCACCAUCAGAAUUAGUCGAAAUAAAACAUGGACAAGUGGAUUUGUUUUCUAAACACGCUGUUUGCUUGUACCUUGCACUCUUGCACUCGCACUCGCACUUUGUCCCCCAAAAAACAUUUGAUGUUUAACUAAGAUGCUGAAAUGCAAUAAUGUAAUGUAAUAAAAAGCGAUCACGAAUAUCGACCAACCUCAA